Bicyclus anynana (squinting bush brown) is the source of this 1692-nucleotide messenger RNA. Its product is annotated as alpha-tocopherol transfer protein-like. The record is from RefSeq and is a predicted model, not a curated record. Gene Ontology annotation, cellular component: membrane. Gene Ontology annotation, molecular function: phosphatidylinositol bisphosphate binding. The coding region runs from base 629 to 1555 and encodes 308 amino acids. The transcript is spliced from 7 exons. Lineage: Eukaryota; Metazoa; Arthropoda; Insecta; Lepidoptera; Nymphalidae.
UUUGUUAAUUAAGUUUUCCUGACAAAUAUUGUAAAUCAUAACCUUUGUUCGACAUUGGUUUUCUUAUUAUCGUAAUCCACUUCUGAGUCUGCUAAAAAUAUUAAAUUAUACGUGAAGAGAUAAGCCUCUCAAUAGUAGAGCUAAAAAAAACCCGGCCAAAUGCGUGUCGGGUCACGCGCAGUGUAGGGUUCCGUAGAUCAAGUUAGCACUUCAGUCCUUUAUGUAAUGCACAAAAAUACCGAAAUCGAUACACACCAUGGGAUAGACGAUAAAAAAUUCAUCCUCACUUAGCAUGUAAGGAAAGAACCCCAAAAUAGAUUUUAAUCUGGAUUAACAUAUAGGCUUCUUUCAUCCCCGAAAAAUCCAUGGUUCCCGCGGGAUUUGUGAAACACUGAAUUUCACGCGGACGAAGUCGCGGGCGUCCGCUAGUGAUGUAUAAAGGUGCAUCUAUGAAUUAGAUCGAUGUAUAAAGACCGAUAAUAAUAAUGAUAUCGAUAUAACUUUUAAUCAGGAAUAGAUAAGACUUUCAAUUACGUUGGGAACGCUACUAAGUAUAAAUUUAUUUAUACGAGUACACCCGGCGCUAAAUCAUUUAACAGUUUAUAUUUUAAACUUUAAAAAAUAAAAUAUGUCAAUACGACCGCUAACUCCUGAACUAGCCGCGAAAGCUCAAAAGGAGUUAAAUGAAGAUCCUAAAAGGAUUCCCAGUGACCUGGAACAUAUAAAGGAUUGGUUGGCGAAACAACCGCACAUUUACGCCAGAACAGACGACCAAUGGCUGAUAGCGUUUUUGCGGGGUUGUAAGUACAGCUUGGAGAGAACUAAAGAGAAGCUCGAUCUCUAUUACACCUUGCGGACCAUAACACCAGAGCUCUAUACGUUUAAGCCCGAUAACCCAAAGUUUGAUGAGUUUAUGGACUCAGGCGCUUAUGUCCUGAUGCCUAAAACAGAGACGCCUGAUUCACCGCGGCUGGCAAUCAUGCGUAAUGGAAUGGUUGAUCCCGAGAGAAUAACUAUGAUAGACGUGUUUGGUGCUAUGCUGAUCAUUCAAAAGAUUGUGAUGCUGGAAGACGAUAAUUCUGUUGUAAGUGGAAUUAAAUUUAUUUGUGACUUAGAAGGAAUUACUAUGGCGCAUAUGUUGCAAAUUACUCCAAAUAUGAUGAAAAAGAUGAGUGUGCAAUCACAGGAUGCUGUGCCAUUAAGAAUGAAAGGAGCACAUUAUAUCAAUUGCCCAGCUGCUUUUGAGAAAAUUAUUAAUUUAAUGAAAACUAUGUUAAACGAAAAAAAUAAGAGUAGAUUGUACGUGCAUGGUAAAAAUUACGACGCUCUGUAUCAACACAUACCGAAGCACCUUUUGCCAGCGGAGUAUGGAGGUGAAGGUGGAUCCAUUAAAGAAAUUGCAGACUAUUGGAAGGCUAAGCGGCGCCAAUAUAGUUCAUGGUUGGAAGAAGAUAUGAAAUACAAGACAGAUGAAUCAAAACGACCUGGCAAGCCCAAGACUGCUGAAAGUAUGUUUGGAAUUGAAGGCUCUUUCAGGCAAUUAGAAUUUGAUUAACAAUGGUAUACUAAUUAAUAUAUGUAUAGUUGAAAAUUUUAAAAGUAUUGAAAUAAAAUAAUUUAAAAUUAUUAUAAUCACUAACAAUAAGGAAAUAGUUUCCAAAUAAUACCUGAUUAAAAAGGCGUAUAUUUUAA